UGCAGAGAGGAGUCGCAGAGUGCAGGGAGCAGAUUAUUCUGUCCUUAAAAGAAGCUCCCAUCCUGCAAAAGAGCAGCUUCUCCAGCCCCAUCGGAUGAUGCACUGGUCCAGCAAGCAACUUUUCCAAUAGACGUUUAGUUGCAUUGCUUUGUCGAGGAGUGACAACCAUGACUCGACUACCUGUAUUGUGUUUGCUGCUCUGCUCUGUGUUUCAUUCUCUCUUGGCACAGGAUGAUGUUGAUCUGGCUCAAUCAUGUGCAGCGAUGUCUUGCGCUACACCCUCUGAUGAAAAUUCAUUAAGGUCAUAUCAAAUCUCGUUGGAUAAGAUCAACUGCCCAAUCAAUGUAUACUUCAUCAUUGAUACAUCUGAGAGUAUCAUCCUCCAAACUGCACCAAUCCAGAGUUUACUAGAUCACAUGAAACGCUUCAUUCCUAAAUUCCUUGAGAAGUUGGAGAAUGCGGCAUAUCUAGACCAGGUUAUGCUGUCUUGGCAGUAUGGUGGCCUCCAUUACUCAGAUGAGGUGAAAUCAUACAGCAAAAUGACCACCAAUAAGAAUCAGUACAUAGAAGAUCUCCGCAAAGUGCAGUACAUUGGUCGCGGUACCUUUACAGAUUGUGCCAUCUCCAAUAUGACAGCUGAAAUUCAGGCUCAAAUCCAGACUCAAACCGAGAAAACCACCAAUUUUGCCAUAGUUAUCACAGAUGGUCAUGUGACUGGAAACCCAUGUGGUGGUGUGAAGUUCCAGGCAGAUAGGGCUCGGGAUCUUGGAAUCAAGUUGUUCGCUGUUGCUGCAAGCCAUGAUGUUUAUGAAUCAGGGCUUCGAGAGAUCGCAAACCUUCCUCAUGAGUUGUACCGGAACUCAUACACUGUGACCACUGCUGCAGAUCAGACCGUAAUAGAUGAGAAAACCAUUGAUAAAAUAAUCCAGGUCAUGAAACAUGAAGCUUACGGAGAGUGCUACAAACUCAGCUGUUUGCAGAUUACAGGACCCAAAGGUAUGCCAGGGCCAAGAGGACAAAAGGGUGCAAAGGGAAAUGCUGGUGACCCUGGAGAUUUAGGAGCAAAAGGACGACAGGGGGACCCUGGAAUUGAAGGACCAAUUGGUUACCCUGGUUCAAAGGGACUGUCGGGGUUCAAAGGGGAAAAGGGAGAUUUUGGUGGAGAUGGACGUAAGGGAAUUGCUGGGUCACAUGGAAGAAAUGGAACAGAUGGACAGAAGGGAAAAUUUGGUCGUAUUGGUACCCCUGGCUGUAAAGGAGAUUCUGGAGAAAAGGGUCCAGAUGGUUAUCCAGGAAAUGCUGGAGAUCGUGGAGAAGAUGGAGAUGCUGGUAUAAAGGGUGAUCCUGGACGUCCUGGUCGUUCUGGACCACCUGGGCCAUUUGGAGAAAAAGGAGAUAAGGGUCCUGCAGGGAACAGUGGAGCACCGGGAUCUCCUGGAACGAAAGGCGGUAAAGGAGGCCUUGGUACAGAAGGACCAAAAGGAGAACCUGGACGCAGAGGGGACCCUGGAAAUAAGGGAGCUUCAGGAGGAAAUGGUUCCAAAGGAGAGAAGGGAGAUCCUGGCCCAGAGGGUCCUCGAGGCCUUGGGGGAGAAGCUGGACUUAAAGGAGGAAAGGGUGAUCGCGGACCACCAGGACCACGGGGAGACCAAGGACUUCAAGGUCCUCCUGGCAGGAAUGGGUCACGUGGAGAUCCAGGUGACAUGGGAGAGAGAGGAGUUUCUGGACAAAUUGGACCCAAGGGAGACCGAGGAAGACCCGGUAUCAGUUAUCCAGGACCAAGAGGUCUAUCGGGAGAUAAAGGUGAAAGUGGUCCACCAGGACCAAGGGGUGGGAGAGGAGACUUUGGUUUGAAAGGAGGAGCUGGAACAAAGGGCGUACCAGGAGAGCCUGGAGACCCUGGCCCUGAAGGAGAACCAGGACCCCGAGGGCAAUCUGGCGAACCUGGCUCUCCGGGUGACAUUGGCCCCUCCGGUGAUCCCGGACUAACAGACUGUGAUGUCAUGACUUACGUCAGAGAGACAUGUGGUUGCUGUGAUUGUGAGAAACGUUGUGGGGCUGUGGACAUCGUAUUCAUUAUUGACAGCUCUGAGAGUAUCGGAUAUACAAAUUUCUCUCUGGAGAAAAACUUUGUCAUCAAUGUUGUAAGCAGGCUGGGAGCUAUUGCUAAAGACCCGAACUCUGAUACAGGUGCCCGAGUUGGUGUGGUCCAGUACAGUCAUGAAGGCACAUUUGAGGCAAUCCAACUGAACGAUCCCCGUAUUGAUUCCUUGUCCAGCUUCAAGGAAGCAGUCAGACGCCUGGAAUGGAUAGCUGGAGGUACCUGGACUCCUUCUGCUCUUCAGUUUGCCUACAACAAGUUAAUCAAAGAGACCAGACGUGACAAGGCCAAAGUAUUCGCUGUCGUAAUUACUGAUGGACGUCAUGACCCCAGAGACCCAGAUGAACGUCUCCAGGUUCUAUGUGGUGGAGAUGUCGAUGUCAAUGCCAUUGGUAUUGGAGAUAUGUUCAACAAACAGGAAGAAGAUGAGACUCUGACUUCCAUUGCCUGCAACCAGGCACAGCGUGUGCAGAAGAUGAAACACUUCUCUGAGUUGGUGGCAGAUGAAUUCAUAGAUAAUAUGGAGGAGCGACUGUGCCCAGAUCCCCAGAUUGUGUGUCCGGACCUGCCAUGUCAGACAGAGCUUGCAGUUGCUCAGUGCACACAGCGUCCCGUGGACCUUGUCUUCAUCUUGGAUGCUUCAGAACGAAUUGGCAAGCAAAACUUCCAGCACUCAGCAGCUUUCGUGGAAGAGGUGGGCCGCCAAUUGUCACUUGCCCGCAGAAAUGAUGACCCAGCCAAUGCUCGUGUGGCCCUGUUGCAGUAUGGAGGAAAGGAUGAGCAAGAUGUAGUGUUUCCCCUGACCUUUAAUCUGACAGAGAUCUCAGAAGGGCUUGGACGUCUCAAUUAUUAUGGCUCAUCUUCCAACAUUGGAGAUGCCGUAAUCUUCGCCAUCAACAAGGUUCUAAAGAGUGACACUCGAGGUGCUCGACGGUAUGCUGAGCCAUCAUUUGUCUUCAUCACUGAUGGAGUGACUGGACGUCAAGGAUUAGAGGAAGCUGUUGGUUCCAUGAGAAAGAAUAAUGUUGUUUCUACCUUGGUAUCUGUGGGACCUGACCUAGACCAUGAAGUUCUAACACAACUCAGCAUGGGCGAGAGAGCAGCCAUCUUUAAGGAAGAUGACUACUCUAAGCUGAGCAAGAGUGCUUUUAUGGACAGAUUCAUACGCUGGGUGUGCUAGACAUGAUUGAGAAAGUGGGAAAGACAUAUACAUACAAAGGCGAUCAUAGACACAAACCUUAAUAUUUCAAUAAGUGAGAAUACUCCAGUUAGAAAAACUCUUACAAUACUGAGCAUGAGCUGAUUAAACAAGGGAUCUGAGGUGAUCUCUGAUAAGUAGGGCACAACAAGAUUGGAGAGUCUUUUCUGAAUGGACACAUUUCUCCCUUCUUGAAAAACGUAAUACAAAGGAUCAAGGACACACAGGCAGACAAAAAAAAAGAGGGGACUCCUUUGACUGACACUGACAUACUUAUAGAUUGGAACACACUUUUUAAUGCAUUAAGGUUGUAUCUUUUUUGAAGUUUGAAGAAAUUUUGAUACAUCUAACAUGAACAGUGAAUAUUGCAUACAAUUACAUACACACAGUCACACAUCAUAAGCACACACAAGUGUACAAACUCAUUUUGUGUUUUUGAAAUCUGUAUCUUUGUUGUUUUUAGUAUAAUUACUAACGGAUAAAUCUUACAGUGUGACUCAAGCCAUUAGGACAUCUCUAAAAGUGUCACGUGGAUUGUGUCACAUUAAUGGUGCUAAAUGUAGACCAUUCAUGAUUUCAUGAUUUCCUGCACAUGUGGCAGGCAAAAGAGAGGGCAAUGGAAGUUAGUGGAGAUGAUGGUACUUCGAAGAGAGGGAAUUAUAUACACCAAAAGUGGCGAACAACAGAGCUACCUGUGCAUUAGGCGACUUUCUGAAAAAUCUCAGAUCUGAUGUAAUGAAAAUAAAAAAGCCCUCAUGUCA
Messenger RNA from Pelobates fuscus (common spadefoot toad), 4060 nucleotides. It is a transcript of the gene COL6A2, whose product is annotated as collagen type VI alpha 2 chain. Lineage: Eukaryota; Metazoa; Chordata; Amphibia; Anura; Pelobatidae. The transcript has 29 exons. The coding region runs from base 168 to 3281 and encodes 1037 amino acids. The record is from RefSeq and is a predicted model, not a curated record.